Messenger RNA from Gossypium raimondii (Peruvian cotton), 1410 nucleotides. RefSeq names its product patatin-like protein 3. The record is from RefSeq and is a predicted model, not a curated record. The coding region runs from base 75 to 1232 and encodes 385 amino acids. Lineage: Eukaryota; Viridiplantae; Streptophyta; Magnoliopsida; Malvales; Malvaceae. Gene Ontology annotation, biological process: lipid metabolic process. The transcript is spliced from 6 exons. Gene Ontology annotation, molecular function: monoacylglycerol lipase activity; glycerophospholipase activity.
AAUAUGCAGUUUCAAUGCUUCCUAUUUCAUAUUUGUAAGCUUUUACUAUUGUUCUCAAUUACAGAAUCAUAAUUAUGGGAAACAGUUGUGGGAAAAGGAAGAUGGUGACUGUGCUGAGCAUUGAUGGUGGUGGCAUUAGAGGCAUAAUUCCAAGCGUUCUUCUUGCAUCCCUUGAAUCCAAGCUUCAAGAACUGGAUGGACCAAAUGCAAGGAUUGCAGAUUAUUUCGACAUUGUUGCAGGAACAAGCACAGGUGGAUUGAUAGCCACCAUGCUUACAGCUCCCAACAAGGACAAUGGACGACAACCUUUGUAUGAGGCAAAGGACAUCACCAAGUUCUAUUUAGAGCAUUCCCCUAAGAUUUUCCCACAAGACAGCAGCAUAAAUACAUCGACGGGACCCAAAUACGACGGAAAGUACCUAAGAUCACUGAUAAACCAAUUACUAGGAGACAUUACUCUAAAACAGGCAUUGACUAAUCUUGUUUUACCAACUUUUGAUAUCAAGCUUCUUCAGCCAGUUAUCUUCUCAACCAAUGAUGCAAAGGUAAACGAUUGGAAGAAUGCUAAACUAUACGAUGCAUGCAUCGGUACCUCAGCUGCUCCGACUCUUCUACCGGCACACCACUUCGAAACAAAGGGUUCUGAUGGCAAAACUCAUAGCUUUGAUCUCAUCGACGGUGGAGUUGCUGCAAACAACCCUACUCUGAUAGCUAUCAGCCAUGUUCGGAUGGAGAGUUUCAAGCAAAACGCGAAAUUUAAUGAUAUUGAACCAAUGGAUAACAAGAGGAUGCUCGUGCUUUCGCUCGGAACCGGUAUUGCCUCCAUGGAUGCACCAAAGUAUGAUGCAGUUACAGCCAAUAAUUGGGGAAUGUUGGACUGGAUCUUCCUCAAUGGGAACACACCACUUCUUGAUGCUUGUGGGCAAGCGAGUUCCGAUAUGGUUGAUUUUCAUGUUUCUGCUCUUUUCCGAACCUCUAGGUGCAAAGAAAAUUAUCUUCGCAUUCAGGAUGACUCGUUGACCGGCGCAACAUCAACAGCUGAUAUUGCAACCGAGGAGAAUCUGCAGAAGCUUGUGGAGAUUGCAAACGAACUCUUGAAGAAACCUGUUUCGAAGCUGAAUUUUGAGACCGGGAGACUAGAGGAAGAUGAAGGACUCACAACAAAUGAAGAAGCUCUUGCUAAAUUUGCCAUCAGACUCCAUGAACAACGAUGUUUUCGUCUUAGUGCCUAAGGGCAUGCAAGAAAAUUGAGAUUUUUCCCCUUGGAAAAUGUUGUCUUUGAAUAAAAACUUGGGAGUUUGCUUGUUUGUUUCGCCUCUAAAUAAAUCGAGAAACUAAAGUUUUCUCGAAGAUUAAGCUAUGUCUAUCAGACUUAAUAUAAAUAUAUAUUCGAUACGGUAUAUUCAUUUA